CUACCUCACUGAAGACACGGCGGCCGCUCUCUUGCCUCCCUGCUACACACAUAUGCUGAACGAGUCUCGUGAAAAGCACUGCAGCAUGAAACCAACGACCUCUACCAUGGCACGCGGCGUGUCUGAGGUGAUCCGUAUCAGCUCCUGGAGGACUGCAUUUCCUAUUCCGGGCAUCCUUGAGGCCUGGGACGGGCUGUGAACAAUAGCAACACGCGUAGGACACACCAAACGGCCCCUUGUACGGUACAGAACCCAUCUUAUGGACUGCGUCCGGAAUCCGGCAUUGCGCCCUCGGAUGACUCCCUUUGGUCUAUCGCGUUCAAUCACCUGUCAAGCCGGACUCUUCCACUCAGCCUUCGGGGGCGCUUUCCGCGCCCCCGAGAACAAAGAGGUUUCCAAGGAGCUUAAUCUCAUCCUCGUUCAUCACCCCUUCCCCUCUGUCAGCAUACUUAUCCAUCACUAUGGGUUGGCUUUAUGGUAUGCGUGCAACGACUGCUGUCGCCAAGACUGCAGUAGACCUCUCUGGCGUGCCUUAUUUGUCUACUGCACUGGCGGGGGUUCAGAGUUUAUUAGAGCUGUGCGAGAAAGUCGGGGAAAACAGGGAGGCCUCGCGACGCUUGGCUCAGCAGUGCAACGAACUACUGGUGGCUUUGCACAGACGAAAUCAGUAUCAGGAGCGGAUCAGUUAUUUCAGUUGGAGCCUCAAGAGGGUAUUACGCGACAUAGAAGUCUUGAUACAAGAUGCGCUCCGUUCAAUGGAGAAGUGGACGAGCAAGAAGACGAUCGUACAAUUCGCGAGGUUGAAGACCAUCGAAAACGAGAUCAACGGCUACGCAGAGCGUAUCGAUAAAUUGAUGCAACGCGCUCAGCUCGUCGCCCACCUCGAUACCCAGGACUGGUUGAUUGAGCUACACAUAGCGCAGCAACGUGAUCAGCUCAGGGUGUUGGGAGAGUUGCGUUCCAUUGGCGAGCGUCUAGAUAUAUACGCGGAUGCCAUCGACGAUUUGGCUGGUCAUAUUCAGGUUACUUCGCGUUCCGUGGGAGAGAAUAACGAAAUCGUGAAGAACAUGGAGCCCCUGCUGUACGACCUCUUAACGGUGGUGAAGCAACGACUGCCUAACCCGGAGCUUAACGACUACGAGAUUCGCAAGUUGGGAGAAUACGAGAUACGUUCUGAAAGGCUCGCCUUCCUGUUUAAUGGUUACAUCGAGUGGUAUCGAGGCGAGUAUCUUGGAAAAGGGCAGGUAAUUCUCAAGUGUAUGCGAGUAGACGCGAGAGACGAACCGAAGAUCCUCAAGCGGUUCGGUGAAGAGUGCCGUAUUUGGAAGAAGGUUUAUGCAGCAGAUAAAGGCGAGCACAUCUUGCCGUACUGGGGCUACAGCCAUGGCCCACCUGGACCGUUCAUCGUCAGCCCCUUCAUGCCAGAUGGUACCGUGGUGGAAUAUCUCGAAGCACAUCCAGAUGCCGACAGACUUGAACUUAUCAAAGGCAUUGCACGCUGCCUUAAGGUGCUACAUGAUCUCAAAAUUGUACAUGGAUAUCUCCGGGUAGAUAUGAUACAGAUUGACACGUCAAGUGGAAGACCGCGCCCCCUGAUUUCAGACUUUGGUCUUGCCAAGAUCAUCUCGGAUACUGUCGAUGCACAGUUCACUUUGUCAACAACGCCGAGUGCGAGAUGGCUUGCUCCUGAGCUAGUCGUGGACAAACCCGGCGAGAUCCCCCAAUAUCGCUUCCCGGUCGAUAUAUUUUCGUUCGGCAUGACUGCUCUGGAGAUUCUGAGCGGCGUGGUUCCAUAUGAUUAUUACUCUGAUACUCGGGUGGUCGUUGCGAAGUUUCAUGGUGAGCUUCCGCGCCGGCCUGAGGGCGAAGAAGUAAUGCGACGGGGGCUGGGUGACGGGUUCUGGCAGUUUCUGUUGGAUUGCUGGGAAGAGGAGCCCACGAAACGUCCAACCAUAGAUCAAGUCAUCGUCCGACUCGACGAAUUCACGGAUAGCUCUUCCGGGCUCCACGAGGUUGAUUGAGGCUUACUAUAGCGGAGCUCACCGUUGUGUUCAUAAUUGUACUUGGCAUGCCACGUAGCAUAAUUCAGGCGACGAGACAACGUCCUGUGUAGGCGUAGCCCGUCGGUGGUUCGGCC
Molecule: messenger RNA, 2137 nt
Organism: Punctularia strigosozonata HHB-11173 SS5
Lineage: Eukaryota; Fungi; Basidiomycota; Agaricomycetes; Corticiales; Punctulariaceae
Product: kinase-like protein
Exons: 13
Coding region: 462-2021 (519 amino acids)
Biological process (GO): protein phosphorylation; cell surface receptor signaling pathway
Molecular function (GO): ATP binding; protein kinase activity
Source: RefSeq, a predicted model, not a curated record